This is a messenger RNA of Pristis pectinata (smalltooth sawfish), 1894 nucleotides long. RefSeq lists its product as uncharacterized. Lineage: Eukaryota; Metazoa; Chordata; Chondrichthyes; Rhinopristiformes; Pristidae. The record is from RefSeq and is a predicted model, not a curated record. Gene Ontology annotation, biological process: modification-dependent protein catabolic process; protein ubiquitination. Gene Ontology annotation, molecular function: protein tag activity; ubiquitin protein ligase binding. Gene Ontology annotation, cellular component: cytoplasm; nucleus. Bases 233 to 1393 code for a protein of 386 amino acids. The transcript is spliced from 5 exons.
CGUCCGGCAACCGGCGCAGAGGAUAAAGCGAGCGGAGGGAGGCGGGGAUGGGAGUUCGAUCCCGGGAGAGGGAAACACAUCGGCGGCAGCCGAGGCGGUGCUGCUCAUUUAGCGGUGCGGAGUAAAAUUGCUCUGGAAAGGCAGCAGAAGGAUUCUGCAGAUCAGAUUUUCUUCAGAUUCGCACUGACGUGCUGUCGCCAAGAAUUGAAGACUUUAGUUGCCAUUUGACAAGAUGAGGCUCCAGGUGAAGUUCCUGAGCGGCGAGGGGUUCGAACUUGACGUCGAUCCUUCCAUCCAAGUGUCGACUCUCAAGGUGAAGAUCCAGGAAAAGACGAAGGUGCCCGAUUUCCAACAACGUCUGCUGAUGCAAAAUGGGCACAACAUGGAGCUGCAGGACAACAGGAGGCUGUGCGACUACAGUCUCCAGCCCAGCCCCACGGUCAUGCUGCUGGUGAGGAAGGAGGAACGCAUGCAGAUAUUCCUCCUGAACGACAAGGGACGAACCUCGACGUACGACGUGCUGCCCUCUGACUCCGUGCGGGAUUUUAAAGUGCGGGUCCAUCGGCAGGAGGGAGUCACACCCGACCAGCAGCGCCUAGUGUAUGAGGGCAAACAGCUGGAGGAUGGCCGGUUGCUCUCCGACUACAAUAUUCGGCCUCACACCACCAUCUCUCUCCUGCUCCGUCUCCGUGGUGCUUGGAGAAAUCAAGUUGUUGAGGGCAGCCCCGAGGACAGGUUUAUUGAUUGUAUACAGGAUGAUGACUCAGAGAAAUACAUUGAAGAACCAAUCAGGGCAGUUUUGGACCUGGACCUGGAAAUGUUAUCAAAGAUACAUUCCAGUGAGAAAGAAGAGCUCUAUGUGAAGGAUGUGCCACCUGUGUCUGACGAAGGAACGCAGGAAAGUGGCGGCGAGCCAUUUGACAAGAUGAGGCUCCAGGUGAAGUUCCUGAGCGGCGAGGGGUUCGAACUUGACGUCGAUCCUUCCAUCCAAGUGUCGACUCUCAAGGUGAAGAUCCAGGAAAAGACGAAGGUGCCCGAUUUCCAACAACGUCUGCUGAUGCAAAAUGGGCACAACAUGGAGCUGCAGGACAACAGGAGGCUGUGCGACUACAGUCUCCAGCCCAGCCCCACGGUCAUGCUGCUGGUGAGGAAGGAGGAACGCAUGCAGAUAUUCCUCCUGAACGACAAGGGACGAACCUCGACGUACGACGUGCUGCCCUCUGACUCCGUGCGGGAUUUUAAAGUGCGGGUCCAUCGGCAGGAGGGAGUCACACCCGACCAGCAGCGCCUAGUGUAUGAGGGCAAACAGCUGGAGGAUGGCCGGUUGCUCUCCGACUACAAUAUUCGGCCUCACACCACCAUCUCUCUCCUGCUCCGUCUCCGUGGUGGUUAAUUUGCUCUUAUGGCCGUUUGAUGGGACGAGUAGAAAAAUAAUUUGACUGUUUUCAUUACAUUCCUAUUUUCUGUUGCUCAGCUUAAAUAAGACUGCUGCACAGUUAUGCUCUAUGCACUUGUUUCUUUAUCCUGCCUCUCCUGUACAUUUUAUAGUAGCAGAGAUUCUGGUCAUCUGUUGGGCUUCAGGGUGAUGCCGGCCCCUUCCUGCACUCUGUGUGGAAAAGAUGGUGGCCGUUUAAAUCUGACACUUUUGCUUAAAUCCAGCUCAGAAGUCUCUCCUGUUACCCUUCUCACUGAGAAGAGCCAAAGUGUAGCCAAUUUUGAAUAUUACAAAAGAACAUUGUGAUAAAAAUAUAGAAAAAAACUAACAUGGUUCCUUAAUGUUUUGAUGUACCCUGCAGCAUUACUGUGUUAAGUUCUAAAUGUAUUGCAAUGUGUUACUGAUACAACAUCCAGUUUAACACAAAAUAAAAGCUGUCCAUUUUUAUUUAAAAAAUAA